Messenger RNA from Fusarium venenatum, 828 nucleotides. Its product is annotated as cytochrome oxidase c assembly-domain-containing protein. NCBI's taxonomy places the organism in Eukaryota, Fungi, Ascomycota, Sordariomycetes, Hypocreales, Nectriaceae. The record is from RefSeq and is a predicted model, not a curated record.
AUGGCUUCCAAGAUAGGCCCCAGAAGCGUCAAGGACGCCACCCGCUUCACGUCCACAAUCCCCCACGCAACCUCCAAAACCGCCCAACGAACAGCGCGCAUCCCAGGCGAGACACCCGAGCAGCGCGUGAGGAGACUGCGCCAGGCUCAUAUUGCCGCUCAGCGUGCUCAAGUUAGCAAGACGGAUAGGUUCCUCGACACAUCAAGGAAAUUCUUUGACUUUGCGCAUCGAUGGACUAUAAGAGGAAUUGUGACAUUCACACUCGUCGCAGGUAUUGUCUCCGUAUACUCCGUCGUCGAUAUGGUUCAAUAUAACCGCGCCCGCCGAGCCGAAUGGGUCGAAGCACAGAAGCUACUCGAAGCCGACGAGCUAGCCAUGGCCCGUCUCGCUUACAUCAAGGGCGAAGCAACCGAGGACCAGAUUCUCCUCGUUGAGGAGGCCAACCAAGCAGCCCAGGCAAGAGGCGAGAAGCUACCACCUCUGCUUGGCGCCCCCGAACACCGCACACAUUUCGAGGAGCACAUCAAGCCCACAUUCCAGGACAAGACCGAGGAGAGUGCUACAAAGACAUCAAGUGGAAAGGGCGUGCUGGGAAUUUUCUCCGGUGUGCUAGGAGGUGGAUCGAAGACGGAGGAGAUCAAGGAGCAAGCGACAGAGGGAUUGGCCGCGGCACAGACACAGUUGACCAACUUGGCUGCUGACGGUCAAGCGAAGCUGGAGCAAGCAAUUCAGACUGGGCGGGAGAAUCAACAAAUCGGAGGCCCUCUAGACCGACUGGGAACACAACCUGUGCCAGCCUCCGGCAAGUCAUGGUGGAAGUUCUGGUAA